Messenger RNA from Vavraia culicis subsp. floridensis, 893 nucleotides. RefSeq lists its product as uncharacterized. The record is from RefSeq and is a predicted model, not a curated record. The transcript has a single exon. The annotation marks the transcript as partial. NCBI's taxonomy places the organism in Eukaryota, Fungi, Microsporidia, Pleistophoridae.
UGGAAACAUAUUUCUGUUUUCUGUCACAGAACAAAAACACCCUUGUAUCAUAGCGUUGUGUAUCGCCUUUGGGACUGCAUGCAGAUAUUUUGAUGUAAGUUGUGAUGCACAGCACAAAGUAUUGUGUAUUUGGCGUAUGUUACCGGCAAGUUGUGUGCAAAAAAGCUUUGUAUUGGUUUGCCAGUAAGCAUAGAUUAAAGUAACCCGGUAUCAAUAUUGAUAAUUAGACAGUGCUGUAAAGAGAGCGCUUGAUUUUGUGUUUUUGUUCGUAGAAUUGCUUUACUUCGCAUAUUUUCAUUUGCUCCUUUGAUGAUAAAUAUCUUGAUCAAGUAAAUGACCGAAUUAUAAAAAGACACGUGUCUUCCAAAGCAUGCACAGUCUUUGGUUUGCCCUCAUACUGUCAUUGAACGCUGCCAUGCACGAGAACGAGGAGGUGGAUAGCGGGUAUGAACAGACAUGCACUGCUGUGAUGAGCGAGUAUGAUAAUACUGAACCGCACAAAGAGACCGACGAUGAAACGACAGGUAUGUCUUCCGAAUCGUUUCUGCAGUUAGAUUGGAACCACAUAUUAGGUAGCAACUUUUCGGGUAUUUCUAAGGAAGACCGGUUGGUUGUGAUGCUACAAGGCAGUUAUCGGUCCUAUAUCACAGCAAGAAACUAUUUCAUGUGCUGCUAUGACGAACUGCAAAAGAACAGAGAGCUGUUCAAAAAGUUAAUGAAUAUUCUAAAACAGAAGAAACAGGAAGACAUUGUCUGUGAGAGCUUUGAUCAGCAAUUACAGGGACCGAUGUCGGGACGAUACCGUGUGUUUCUCGACGACAAAGAAAGCAACAAGAGAAAAAGGAUUGAUUCUCAAGAACAGUAUGGUAGUGACGAACAUCUAAGAGAAAAAA